UUCCCGACCAGACGAACGAAAGAUGCGGAAGCGGAUGAAGAAGUGGAAUCUGAAAAUAAUGGCGGUAGAAUCAAGGAGAAUUUGAGAAUUGUCCAAAAUAAUGAAAAACAGAGUAAACUAGUGUACAGUGAUGAGAAUGACCAUUCGUAUCUAGUAGGAGUACCGUUUGUUAAAUGAGGAGCAGUUGAGCAUAGUACCAAUCUUGAAGAAAUCAGUUGUGUAAUCCAAACUGUUGGAGAGAGUGCUGGGUAAAGUGAGGAGACAGUCUUGUUUCGAUUUUUUUGUUGUGGUUCUUUGGAUCAGAAGGGACGUGCGUUGUGUCCUAACCGAUUUGAUAAGUUUGAAGUCUCGUGUGUGUCUCGGAACAGGGCAUCCCUCAAGUGGUUAUAUCUGGCGUCUUGUGGGAAGUCGAUUUUGAGGAGGUAUUUCUUACUUGAUAGAAGCACGUCGGAUGAAUCGUGUGGUGAAUGGUGAAACAGUGAAGAGUAACGUUAUCUGUUCUUAUAUCUUUUGAUAUGGAGUCUCUCCCUACUCAAGUGCAGUUAGGGUAUAUCAACUACAGAGUCAGAGCAUUUGUCCCAAUACCAAUGCAGUGUGAUCAUUGUAAAGCUUUUGGUCAUGUACCAAGUGUUUGCAGAAGGGAGAAGCCGACAUGUCCAAGUUGUGGACAAAUGCCCCACGAGGGUGAAAGAGAAUGAGGUGGCCAGAGUCAGGGUUGUACAGAGCAUUUCAUAUGCAGCAGCUGUGAAAAGGUUUUGAAUGGUAGUGGAUAGGCCUAGGCUGCAGGGGUCGCCUUUCAUCAGCAGGAUCCUGAUAUGUUAAAGGUUAAGAAUGUGGACUUUGGCAUUUAUAGCUAUGGUAAUUAAUGGCACUGCCAAGGUGGAGAGAAGGUCCGGGAAGAUAGAAAUAAUAGUGAUUGCGGCAGAGCUGUUCCUGGGGCUGAAAGAUUUAUCAGCGAAGGAGUUAUAUGGAAUAUUGGCACAAGCCCUACCACACUCUCAGGAAGAUAACGAUAACUGGGGGGAAAAAUGAAGUUUUGGCAAUGUAGAAUUUUAAUAGGGUGGAUUAAGUUAGUUUCACUAUUCCGUAUGUAAUCGUUUAUUUAAUUUUAUUUGGUUUCAAACCGUCCAGUUGGUGGCGGCAGUACACCUUUUGGUGUGUUGUCCGCCAUACAACCCACAGAAGAAGUGCGCAUGCUCAACACUUGAACUUGGUUUUGAUUUUGGUCGGCAGCAUGGUUUCUACUGUAGCCGGUAUGGCGGCGAUGUAUGUUGUUCCAAGAGGCAGUGAAGAAGAGCCUUUCAUUCGCACUGAGUGAGAGGGAACAAGCAAAGGCCAUGGCAGGAGUAUUCGACAUUGAUUUGGAUCAGCAGGACGAACAUGUGUCUGAGGACGAACUCGAGGAUGGAAUCCAAAUGAGCGAAUAUGGGCGACAAUGCAGCGGGUUUGAAUUUAACAUGGAUGACUGUGAAAAGUUUGAAAUCUCUGAAGACAGCGUCAACAAAGGAACGGAGCAGAUUCGUCCGGAAUGCUUUGAGUUGCUCCGAGUUUUAGGAAAAGGAGGCUAUGGAAAGGUUUUUCAAGUUCGUAAGAUGUCGGGUGCCACUUCGGGAAAGAUCUUCGCUAUGAAGGUCUUGAAGAAGGCCAUGAUAGUGCGUAACGCUAAGGACACUGCUCACACCAAGGCAGAGAGGAAUAUCCUGGAGGAGGUGAAGCACCCAUUCAUAGUGGACCUCAUCUAUGCCUUCCAGACAGGGGGCAAGCUGUACCUCAUCCUGGAGUACCUUUCUGGUGGGGAGCUGUUUAUGCAAUUGGAAAGGGAGGGGAUCUUUAUGGAGGACACAGCGUGCUUCUAUCUGGCAGAGAUUUCCAUGGCUUUGGGACACCUGCAUCUGAAAGGCAUCAUCUACAGAGACCUGAAGCCAGAGAACAUCAUGCUCAGCAACAACGGUCACGUCAAGCUCACAGACUUUGGCCUGUGUAAAGAAUCAAUCCAUGACGGCACUGUUACUCACACCUUCUGUGGCACCAUAGAAUACAUGGCCCCAGAAAUCCUGAUGAGGAGUGGACACAACCGGGCUGUAGACUGGUGGAGCCUGGGAGCUCUCAUGUACGACAUGCUGACAGGAGCACCACCAUUCACUGGGGAAAACAGGAAGAAGACCAUUGACAAAAUCUUAAAGUGCAAACUGAACCUGCCACCUUACCUCACACAAGAAGCUAGGGACCUUCUAAAAAAGCUGCUGAAACGCAAUGCAUCGUUACGGCUGGGGGCAGGCCCAGGAGACUCCUCAGAAAUUCAGAGCCACCCGUUCUUCAGGCAUAUUAAUUGGGAUGAUCUUCUCGCUCACAAAGUGGAGCCUCCAUUCAAGCCUUUUCUGCAAUCAGCUGAUGACGUGAGCCAGUUUGACUCCAAGUUCACUAGCCAGACUCCCGUGGACAGCCCUGAUGACUCCACGCUCAGUGAAAGUGCCAAUCAAGUCUUCCUGGGUUUUACGUAUGUAGCCCCCUCCGUCCUCGAAAACAUCAAGGAGAAAUUCCCCUUUGAGCCAAAAGUCAGCUCACCAAGGAGGUUUCUGGGAAGCCCAAGAACACCAGUGAGCCCAGUGAGGUUCGCUGUGGGGGACUGCUGGCCCCGGGCCCCCACCCAGGCUGGAACCUCGUCCCUUGGAGGUUUUGGGUCUGGAGACCAGCCCAUGGAGGUUGGUGUGGAGCAGAUAGCCAUUUCCUCCGAGGUGUCUGCCCCCCUGCCUAUCAGAAAGCCCUCUGGCAACACCACCACAGGCGGCCCCUUCAAGAAGCAGGCCUACCCCUACCCCAUCUCCAAGCGGCCCAAGCACCUCCAGAUGAAUCUAUGACACUGCUCCAUCUAGAACUUCUUUCCUAAAUCCUCCAUUCACUUAUUUUUUUAUUUUAAGAGACUUAUAGAAAUUAAAUAAAUGACUGACGGACCGUCGGCACCAUUCACCAGCUCCUUCAGACGCACGUUCCAUCCCUGCCUCCCUCCUUUCCUUCCAUCCCUUCCUGUCCCUCUCUCCCUGGUUGGGCAGCUUGGCAGCCACACAGGGCUUUCUACCCUAGCAGAUAUGACAAACUAUAGGAGCCUCCUGUUAGGGAGAGGAGGAACUAGGGAGAGAACUCCCUCCCACCAAUUAGAGCUUUAGUCAGACAGCAAGAGGUCUUGACUACUUCCUUCAGCCCUGUAGAGUAUAUCUAGAGGAAGAGAUGAGAGCAGUGCUGCUAGAUGCUGCUGUCAAAUUCCGGUGUGCUCCACUGGGCUGGCUUCUCAUGACACGCUGGUGCUUUGUACUUUAGGUGAGCGGGGACAGAGUGUUACUCCUGAUGCAGCAGUGCUUUCCCUCACCAGGAGUGAGACAUUAUUGAUCAAUGAAACUGGGUAAUAGACUUUUAAAGCCUGAGGGUGGAGAUGAUUCCCCCUUAAAUGCCUCUACUUCAUUUUUAGAACUUGCUGACGAGGGGUUACAGGAUCCAUUGUAGCUGAAUACAGUAGAUGGAGUCAAUCACAGUGACACAAUGUACACAGAACACUAUUCACUGUAGACUCAGUUAUACUGCUAUAUAUAGUGUAUUACAUUGUUCAAUUUAUAAAAAGUAUGGAAUCAACAAUUCCUUUUUCUGCUUUGUCACUUGAACAUCCCAUCAGGAUAAAUCUUGCAGAACAUGUCUGGGCCAUGUUCUGUAUGUAGAAAACGUAUUGACACUGAGUGAAACAGGAAGGUACAACCUGAACUCGUCCAAUGAGAACAUCGAUUUCCCUGAUCCCUACUUAACAUGACCCGGAGCCAGGUUGUUGCCAAGCGUUGUACGUUGCCGAUAGACAUGGCAUGAAUAGAGUUGACAUGAUUCCUUGUUCUACAUAUCACAUUUCGACCUGAACGUUGUGUCCUUCUGAACACGCCCCACGUGUGGUGUCAUUGAUGGAGGGGCAGCUAAAAACACGACGUGUACUAUUUCAGCUGAAUGCAUCACCUCCUGCCCCACUUAUCCUUCAAUACCAAAUGCUGACACUGCUUUACCAGUCUGACUGGAUCUCUAGGUAGAUGGAAAACCAUUUAUGUAUGUAGUACGUUUUUGCGUUGAAUGUAAACUGACUCGAUGCCUUUUCGAGUGUCACUUACUCAGAUGACCCACAUAAGUUCUCCACGAUUAUGAUGCAUGCAGGUUUAUUAUAAUAUUAUGGACUUAUUCUUUUUGGGCGUCUGCCAAUUUGUGAUUGUCAGAGACCAACCGAGAGCUUGUCUUUUUUUUUAAUUGAAAGAAGCAAAGCAUUGAGGCCAAAUUCUCGUCACCACUGCCUUUUAGUGUUUAGCUAAUCACCAGGUUGCAUUUUUCUAAUGGUGUACCUGGCUAGGUGCUUCAUGGAUCCUUCCCUCAGUCUUUAUGCAGCCUUGGUGAUAUCAGUAGGGCCAGUACCUCUGAUUCCAUUUUAUCUAGGGAUUGUUUGAAAUAUGGUGUGACUUGAAGCUUAUGUAUGCAUAUAUGUGGUCUUUAACUGUCUUAUCCUCUGGAGAAAAGCCAUUUGAUCCUCCUCUUCCCCAAACAGGAACAUUUGUCACAUUAAUAAUAAUCCAAUCAUACGGUUCUGUCUAGAGGAAGGCAGCAUGCUUCCUGAGACCUAACCGUGAAAUUAUUCCUUUCUGUCUGGAGAUGUAUAUUUGCUCCAGUGAGUUUAGAUACUGUAGUUUCCCCCCACCGUGGAGCUAUCAGAUUCACAUGACCAAGAUAACGAUCAUGUUUAAGUGUGUGUGUCUGUGAUUUGAUAAACUUGAAAAUAUGCCUCAUUCAAUAAGCAAACAAUUGUACUAUUCUGUAUAUUUUUGAACCAGGCAGUUUUAUUUUGGUCGUUCUCUGGAAUCUGUUAGGCCUACGUCAUGACUGAUAGGUUUGUAGAGGGACACACACAAGUCCUUUUCAAUACAAUUGAAUGUAUAUCCUGACAAAGGAUUUCCUAUUCCAAGACAGGUUUAUUCAAGUAUACAUUUUCACCCCCUUGUCUGCUUGUCAGUGAAGGAAUGGACAAAUUGCUUUGGCUUCAGGUUCCAUUGGAGAGGAUGUUUGGUGUGCUUCAGAGCAACUUUCACCCCCACAGUGACCAUGGCUUACCUUUUUUGAAUAUUUAUAAUCCAGCUUCUGUUUUAUUUUUUACAAGUGCCAUUAAAUAUUUUUUCCACUGCAUCAGUCACACUAUGCAACCAAUGUAUUUAUGUAUUUUGCAUUAUGUUAAAAACAUUUUUUAAAGUAUGUUUUUUUCAAUGAAUCUGUUUUGAGAAACCUCCAAAAUGCAGCCGUUCUUUAGUUUGGAAUAAAGAAUGUCAGGUGCAAAAUAGAAUCCUAUUGAAGUUCAGAAAGUAACUUUUUGAUCAUCUUGUGCCGGCUUCUUUAAUUCUGAACCUGAUAUUUAAUACGAUGCCUGCAGCAGGUUGAAACAUGGGCAGUUUAGGUGUGUGUGUGAUGAAAAAUACUGACUAAUGCAAAAACGAAUGGGGUGGGGGGUUGGAUGUGCCUUUCUUGAAAAAAAUAGCAUGUAUUUUCAGAUGUGUAUGGAAUGUUAGUUACUGAGGAAGAUGAUUAGACCAUAUGUUUCUAUCUCUAGUGGUAUAGGGUCUUUGAAGUGGUUUUCUGUGCUGCUCUAACCUGUUGAUACUGAAAUUAUCUGAAUGAUACUGAUCUGAGUGAUUUCAGAGCUUGAGGACCUUUUUAUAGUUGUGUUCAACUGAAACAAAAUUAGUGAGUGUUUGGGAACAUGAAUGAUUGAUCUUCUCAUUAGAAGACUGCUGCAAACAGUUAAUCAGAGUCAAUAUUUCACCCCUAUAUUUAUUCCUAGACAUUUCAGGGGGUUUGGAUGUUGAUAUGUAAGUGGAUGGAUGUGAACAAAAUAAAAAGCAUUUACUGAG
Molecule: messenger RNA, 5915 nt
Organism: Oncorhynchus masou masou (cherry salmon)
Lineage: Eukaryota; Metazoa; Chordata; Actinopteri; Salmoniformes; Salmonidae
Product: ribosomal protein S6 kinase beta-1-like
Exons: 14
Coding region: 1269-2858 (529 amino acids)
Biological process (GO): peptidyl-serine phosphorylation; signal transduction
Molecular function (GO): ATP binding; protein serine/threonine kinase activity
Source: RefSeq, a predicted model, not a curated record